UGAGUGUAGUUGCUCUUCCAAGACCUUGACGCAUCACUUCCAUUCAGCCAUUGAAGUGGGGGGAGCAGGGUCCGUACUGUUGUGGUUCCAGUGCGACUUAUGUGUGUUUUCAUGGAAAUGUUGCUAUGUAACUCAUAAUUAGUAAUCAUUCUUCGGUGUAAGCUCAAACUAUUCUGUCGGCUGGUGUCGUCGGUGAGGAGCAGGACUAUAAUGUCUGGAGCCGUCGGUGGAGGAGGAGGCUCCUCCUGUCUGGGUGCAGCAGCGGCAGCUAGUUGCAGCUCCGCCGGCUCUCCCUACACUGCCGCAGCCGGAGGAGGCGCGGGGAUAGCCGGGAGGCUGCCAGCCCGGGUCCUGGAGCAUGUUUUCUCCUAUCUGGAGAUGUCUGACUUGAUGCGGUGUUCGCUGGUCUGCUGGCACUGGAACAAUAUCCUCGCGGAUGAAAACAGCGAGGUGUGGCGCAGCCUCUGCACCCGGUCCCUGAGCGAUGAGGCUCUGCGGUCUGACAUCCUGUGUAACCUGCCCACCUACAAGGGGAAACUCAAGGCCUUUCAACAUGCUUUGAGCUCCCAUGACUGCUCUCGCAAUGUUUACGUGAAGAAGAACGGCUUUACCCUGCACCGCAACCCUAUUGCCCAGAGCACGGAUGGUGCGCGUGGCAAGAUUGGCUUUUCGGAAGGACGGCAUGCCUGGGAGAUCUGGUGGGAAGGCCCCCUUGGCACCGUGGCUGUGAUAGGCAUCGCCACAAAGCGGGCAGCAAUGCAGUGCCAGGGCUACGUUGCUCUACUGGGCAGUGAUGACCAAAGCUGGGGCUGGAACCUGGUCGACAACAACCUGCUUCAUAAUGGGGAGGUUAAUGGAAAUUUCCCACAGUGUAACAAUGCACCAAAAUAUCAGAUUGGUGAGAGAAUUCGGGUGAUCCUAGACAUGGAUGACAAGACGUUAGCCUUCGAGAGAGGAUUUGAGUUUCUUGGAGUAGCAUUUCGUGGACUCCCCAAAGCCUGCCUAUUCCCUGCUGUCUCAGCAGUAUACGGAAACACUGAGGUCACCAUGGUGUACUUGGGAAAACCUCUGGACGGCUAGAAGCAGAAUAACAUGUGCCACCAUUCAAAUUAUCAAGCCACUGGUGAGUGCAGGACUUUGACUGUCAACACAGUGCCAACCAUGUGUGUUGCACCAUGUCAAAAGUGGUCAUGUUUCCUCCAAGCAAAAUAACUCUAUUCACAUACGUAGAGAGGACUGUUGGCAUUUCUACUACAGCGGCACAUGAACCCAGUCAGUUUUUGGACUACAGGGAAAAGGGUGUGGGGACAGUCAUAUACACGUGGAAGUGUCCACUUUUACAGUUUAGCUGCUGGACCUUUUAUGUACAGACCAGGGGAACAUAAUUUAAUUUCAUGUGAUUCAGUGCUGAACAUUUACUUGAUAUUUUGUCCGCUUGAAUGAGGCCAAAACUCUUCUAAACUGUGGCAAAUACUUUAAGACAUAAUUUUAAUAAGUGACACAGUCGUUGUUAUGAAUAGCUAUCUGUUGUAUGAGUUAACACAGGUGAACUAUAAUCAGUGACUGGAUUAUAAUGGUUUUAUGCCAAAUGUGACCUAAUGUUGUAUUUUGAUAAAGGCAAACAGAGGACUUAAGGACCAACUGUCACACAUGUGCAUGGACACUGGUGUAUGGACUGAAUCAUUUGCCCUUUUAAAAUACUCAGCCAGUAAUGGUGGAAACUAUAUCCGUAUCAUGUUAAUGUGUGUCCUUUUUAAUGUGCUACUGUAGUAUUACACACUAUUUAUUGGUUUUAUCUAUGGUACUAUAGAUACUGUAUGGUUAUAGGGUUUGAAAAUAAAGUCUAUAAGGUGCCACUCUUAGAACAAAGAUGGUUUGAUGCUUGUGUUUGCAGCACAGAUGGUUGUAUACCACAGCCUGUCGAUUUAUCUGCGCAGUCACAGCUGUCCAGUUACACUACAUGUUUCCAGCCCAUGCUACACAAAUCUGUCCCCUGAACUUUGGAAGGAAGACUCAGAGCUAAAGAGCUCAAGCCUAUAAACUGCAUAUUGUCAAGGUCUGGUAAAAACCAUGUAUCUCCACAUUUUGUGAUUUCGAAUUGUUCAGAUAAAUUGUUCUUUUACGUGUUGAGAAAUAUUCCUAAAUCUUAAAA
Seriola dumerili (greater amberjack) is the source of this 2152-nucleotide messenger RNA. RefSeq names its product F-box protein 45 (gene fbxo45). Gene Ontology annotation, molecular function: protein binding. Lineage: Eukaryota; Metazoa; Chordata; Actinopteri; Carangiformes; Carangidae. The record is from RefSeq and is a predicted model, not a curated record. Gene Ontology annotation, cellular component: SCF ubiquitin ligase complex; synapse. Gene Ontology annotation, biological process: proteasome-mediated ubiquitin-dependent protein catabolic process; synapse assembly involved in innervation. The coding region runs from base 211 to 1080 and encodes 289 amino acids. The transcript has 3 exons.